This is a messenger RNA of Megachile rotundata (alfalfa leafcutting bee), 1733 nucleotides long. Its product is annotated as sodium/potassium-transporting ATPase subunit beta-2. Gene Ontology annotation, biological process: sodium ion export across plasma membrane; intracellular sodium ion homeostasis; potassium ion import across plasma membrane. The record is from RefSeq and is a predicted model, not a curated record. Gene Ontology annotation, molecular function: ATPase activator activity. Gene Ontology annotation, cellular component: sodium:potassium-exchanging ATPase complex. NCBI's taxonomy places the organism in Eukaryota, Metazoa, Arthropoda, Insecta, Hymenoptera, Megachilidae.
GUAGCGUGUUUAGUCAACCUGGUGGCGCUGAACAACCAACUGUCGGCAGCGAAGAAGCUGCCAGCCGACGUCGAGGAACUCACGGUUUUUGGUGCAGCGAACUUGCAGUGCCGUCAGUCGUGUUGUUUCGCGUUUAUCCUGGAUUGUUCCGGUGCGAGUACGCGAAUUUAAACGGGACGUGAUAAGUGCGUAACUUCCAACGGGAAAUAUCGUUUCACCUGGACGACGCGAUGGUCAGCAAGGAUCCGAAGAUAGUCACCGCGGAGAUGGCGAACCCCUAUCUUAAACCACCGAGCAUGUCGACCAGCCAGUCUUUAAAGACUUUUAUUUACAAUCGCGAAACAGGCGCGGUUAUGGGAAGAACAGCCAGUAGCUGGGGUAAAAUAGGAUUGUUCUAUUUGAUAUUCUACGGAGUACUGGCUGCAUUGGUUGCAAUUUGCUUCUGGGGUUUCUUUCAAACGUUGGAUCCAAGGAUACCAAGGUGGCAGUUGGAACGCUCAAUAAUUGGAACAAAUCCUGGAUUGGGAUUCAGGCCACAGCCUCCACUAGAAAACGUGGAGAGCACGUUGAUUUGGUACAGGGGAACCGACAGCGAAAACUACAAAUACUGGGUUGAUUCGUUGCAGGCAUUCUUGAAAGACUAUAUAACGCCAGGCUCGAUUCCUGGUCUUGGUGCAAACAUUAACAAAUGCGACUACAAUCAACCCCCUCCUCCUGGUAAGGUCUGCGAUGUCGACGUGAAGAACUGGAAUCCUUGUACUAAAGAGAACCAAUACAAUUAUCAUAAAUCCGCUCCGUGCAUAUUCCUCAAGCUUAACAAGAUAUACGGCUGGAGACCAGAGUUUUACAAUGAUACAGAAUCGCUGCCAGAGAAAAUGCCAUUGGAACUGAAGAAACAUAUCCUCAGUGUGAAAGCAAAUAAUAGUUUAGAACUUAAUACGGUUUGGGUAUCUUGCGAAGGAGAGAAUCCGGCGGACCAAGAAAACAUUGGACCAAUUCGUUACAUACCACGAAGAGGUUUCCCGGGUUACUUUUAUCCGUUCGAAAAUUCUGAGGGUUAUCUCAGUCCCUUGGUAGCUGUUCACUUUGUUCGACCACGCACUGGAAUUUUAAUAAACGUAGAAUGCAAGGCGUGGGCGAAAAACAUUCAGCACAGACGCCACGAGAAAUUAGGCGCAGUUCAUUUCGAGUUGAUGAUAGAUUAACGUCGUCCGCAUAAUUGUCCUGGCCUCUUCUUUGUUAACAUACAAAAAAAUGGAUGCGAAUCUCGUGUUUUCUGACUCUUCGACAUAGCUGGACGCUUUUGAAUCGAUUAACGAAGCCGUCAGAAAUCGAUAACUGCUGCCAAAGUGGAUGAUACUUUUGCCGAGUACAAAGUUAAAAGGAUUUUUAAUUUGAAAUCCGAUCUAUAUAAAUUUUUAGAGGUUAUCUGCAGUUUCGAUCACAUUCGUUUAAUUCGGGGGUAAUUUUCAUUAACUUAACAUGAAAAACAAAUAUAUAUAUUUAUUGUACGUGAAUAUAUGGGUAUAUUUUAACGUUAAAUAAUAACUAAAUGAUACUCAUGUGGUAAAUGUUAUCAGUAAAUAUUAGAUAUAUUUCUUUUUCUCGAUGUCAUAGUUAAAUGUAACGGACAUUUAUGUCUAUGUAUCGUGUUUCUAUUGUUAAAUUAUGAUUGAUCGAUAUUUGUAUUGGCUCAGUUCAAAUUUCGAUUCUGUAAAUUUGUUUUAAAAAAA